UCUCUCUCUCUCUCUCUCUUUUUCUAUUCGGUGACUGGCGCAUAAGCCGUUCUUCCGAGUGCCCCGAGGAGAGCAGCAGGCGCGUAUAUGUAUCUACUAUAUUCGCGCAGCAGCAGCAGCGUAUAGCUUGGAAGUAGAGUCGAUCGUGUGUAGUGCGCGUUCGCUGUGCUUUUGCUCUGCUCUGCACACUGCUCCGUGCCACUGUUGACUCUGUGCUAUGCACUCUGCCGCGUAUAUACGCGCGCAUUAGAUAUACAUUCAUAAUAUACACUUGACGUCGUUUAUCGUCUCUCUGUCUCGUUUCGUCGCGCACGCACGCACGCACACACACACACUUGGUGACUGCGUGCGCGCUCGAGCCACUGCUGCACGAUCGACGUGAAAAAACGGAGACGGAGCUAGAAAUCUGCCAGACGAGAAGAAAAAAAAAGAGUCCGAAUCAAGAAUUGCGCGCGCGCGUGUGUGUGUUGUGUGACGUUUCAUUGCGUGCACAUAUAAAAAUACUUUUAUUACUUCGCUUUUACAACUGUGUACAAAUGUAAUUACUGACUGACGAGCAGCAGCAGCAGCAGCAGCAGUGAGUGUGUGCGGAGCCUUCGUGUUUGUUAGUGCUCGCGAAUCGCUCUAUAGCUGCUGGUAGCAGCAACAGCAGCAACUUUUCUGUAUAAAACAUAGCCUUAGGCUGUCGUGUCGUCUGUGCCUCGCGAUUUGACUUUAUUUUAUAUACAUGAGUAUAUUUAUAUGUGAGUGCAUUGUUACGAUCGCGCAAUAACAUUUCGAUCGAGGUUCGCGCGAGAGCAGCUGAUCUUUUUCACUCCUGGCUAUAUUACGCUAUAUCGAUUAUAUCCCAAAUAUGAUGGAGACGAAGAGACAUAAGAGGCACAAGCGUGAACAUCUCGAAGCUGACAGUUCUUUCUCUGCAGAGGGCCAGCCAAAAGUUCUCAAGUUAGUAUUGAAAGUAGGCAAUAAUACUCAGACUCAGGAAUAUAUCGAGUCAAAAACGCCUGAUCAAGCAAACAUGCUGUCACAAAACUAUCAACAGAGAAUGGGUUACAAUUAUUCAGUGCAACCAGGGGAGCAGGAGUUUGAUGAUUAUAUGGGUCACAAGAAAAUGAAAAAGAAGAAAAAGAAGAAGGAUAAACGGCACAAACAUCAUCACAAGGAUAAGAAGAGGAAAAGGGAUGAAGCUGGAUUAGACACAUGCAAUGGUGAUGAGGCUAUUUCUGAAACCCCUAAAAAACACGCUUUUGGUUCCCAGCAAAGACCAGUUGCACCUUCUGUUACUGAAGGUAAAGGAGCAAAUGCUACAUCAAGUAAUGUUUCUCCUCACAGAGAACCCAGAACUUGUGUUCUUAGGAAGAUUGCUGAAAAGACACCACUUCAGAGGCUUUUAGAACAUUUGUUGAGAUCUAUGGAAAAACGUGAUCCUCAGCAAUUUUUUGCUUGGCCUGUCACAGAUAAUAUUGCUCCUGGUUACUCAACUAUUAUCACAAAUCCUAUGGAUUUCAGUACAAUUAAACAAAAGAUAGAUGAUAAUAAUUAUCAGUGUUUAAAUGAUUUUGUUAGUGAUUUUAAAACAAUGUGUAACAAUGCAAUGACUUAUAAUCAUCAAGAUACUAUUUAUUAUAAAACUGCUAAAAAAUUAUUGCACACUGGUUUAAAAAUGGUUACUCCAGAAAAGUUAAAACCUCUUAGAUCAGUAUUGAUUUAUAUGCAAGACUUGACUACAGAAGAGCUUGGAUUUGAAUUAGGAACAGAAGUUAUUGCUCAAGAUCAGCCUCAAGUUACUGAAGAACAAAUUGAAAAAGAAAGAGAACAAGAAGAACAGAUGGAAGAAGCUGCAGAGUUGAGAAAGGAAAAUCAUCGAAAAAUGACAUUAGCUAGUCUUUCCAAAUUUGAAGCUAUACCAGAUGAUUUAUCUCCUGAGGAGAUAUUGAGUCAAGCUCAAGGUGCAGCUAAGAAUGCUGCUGAUAAAUUAAGCAUGAAACGUGCUGGCUCUAAAAUGGGGUUCUUACGUCAGAAAAAAGAUGGAACUACAAGUUUACAAAUUAUCGUUCCUGGAGAUGGUGUUAUUCCAGGCACUAAUCAGAGACCUGUAUCAUUAGGUCAACUUAUUGGAAAGAUAAACCAUGGAACUGGUUCUCUGCAAGGUUAUAGGGAAGACAGACGAAAUUUAUCCAAACCAAUAAAGCCACUAUAUUAUGGAGCAUUUGGUUCACAUGCUCCAAGCUAUGAUUCAACUUUUGCUAACUUGACUAAAGAGGAAUCCGAUUUAGUUUAUAAAACGUAUGGUGAUGAAACUGCUGUGCAGUAUGCUGAAUCCAUGUUAGAUUUUGCCAAAGACUGUGAUUUUUCAUUGAAUAUGGUUGAUGAUAUGUUGGAUAUCUUUACAACUGGAGACCACAGAAAAACUAAGAAAUUCCUUGAUGAAAGACGUAAACUUAAAGAGGAGGAAGAAAAAAUCAAAAAUCUCCUGGAAAAACCUGUCCAAGACAUUAAUAGAAACAUUCCACCAAUUAAUAAGGUUCAAAUUGAUGUUGGCCAACUAAAAACAUUAUCAGAUAUUGGCAUUGAUACUAACUUCUUGGAGAAUUUGGGAGAGGAAUUGAAAACUGAAGAAGAAUGUGGACUACUACAAAAUCGACUUGACACCACAUCAAAUUUACUGAAUGAUCUUCGAACAACGCAGCACAACCGUCUUUCGGCGCCGCUUCCGUCACAUUACGCAAACAUUCAAAAAGCCUCUGAAUCAGAAACUUCAUUGGCAGAAAAAAUUACUGAAAACUUGACCGACAUUGCUAAAAAAUUGCCACCAUCUGCAAUUGCUCCUAUUGAUGGAUUAAGAAAAGCUAUGGGUAUUGCGCCGAUUGGUGGGCCUGAACCAAUGGAUGUCGAACCAAUUACACAUAAUCCAUCUAUUGUAACUGAAAACUCUAUAUUGCAAGAGGCUACGAAUCAAGGGAAUAAUAUUUUACCCAUGCAAAUGUCUCUAGACCUGGGUAACGUCAGGCAGGCACAAAUACCUAUGCAAAUGGUAUUAGGACAAAAUCAAAAUGCAUCACUUUUAAACUCUGCAGAAAAUUCUGGUGUUAAUGAUUUAGAAUCAGAAUUGCGCGAAUUGUUGGAAAGUGAUCCAACGUUAGGUCAUUCACCUUUGCAUCAUGACGAUAAAACUUUGGAGGAUAUACUUUCUGAAUCUUAGCACGUAAUACAGUCGAUAGUAUCAAACAGUCAGUUGGAUUCAUUCAAGUGAAACAAAACUGUAAAUUUAUAUAAUUUAUUUCAGCUUAUUUAUUAGAAUAAGUUUUUAAAUUUGAUUUAUGUACGAAAAAUAAAUCAAUUUGGCGCAUUCGACUCCGAAAUAGUUUAUAUAUAUUUCGAUUCGCUUCGGAAUUUCUGGAUGAAAUUUAUUCGCUGUAAUCAUGUAAUAAAAUAUUUUUAGACAAUUAAAAAACUCAAUCAUCCCUUAUUUGAUAUUGUUUUAAGUAAAAUAAAUGCCUGUUGUACAUAGUAUUAAUAAGGUAAAAAUCAUUAAAGUCUAUAUAUGUAUAAAU
This is a messenger RNA of Trichogramma pretiosum, 3554 nucleotides long. It is a transcript of the gene Brd7-9, whose product is annotated as bromodomain-containing protein 7. Bases 854 to 3202 code for a protein of 782 amino acids. Gene Ontology annotation, cellular component: nucleus. Gene Ontology annotation, biological process: regulation of transcription by RNA polymerase II. Lineage: Eukaryota; Metazoa; Arthropoda; Insecta; Hymenoptera; Trichogrammatidae. The transcript has 3 exons. The record is from RefSeq and is a predicted model, not a curated record.